CGCGUGUGUGCGUGCGGGCAAAAUAAUUGUUACGCGCGAAGAGCAUGGCUAGCAACACGAAGCAAGCCUUCAUCUAUUCUCUCGCCCUCCUCUGCCUCCACGCGAUUUUCGUGAACGCAGCGCCGGAUUGGGUGCCGCCCGAGGUGUUCGAUUUGGUCGCGGAGGACAAGGCUCGGUGCAUGAGCGAGCACGGGACGACGCAAGCGCAAAUCGACGACGUGGACAAAGGGAACCUGGUAAACGAACCGUCCAUCACUUGCUACAUGUAUUGCUUGUUGGAGGCGUUCAGCUUGGUGGACGAUGAAGCGAACGUGGACGAGGAUAUAAUGCUGGGCCUGUUGCCGGAUCAACUUCAGGAAAGGGCUCAGUCGGUCAUGGGCAAAUGCCUUCCAACCUCCGGCUCCGAUAAUUGCAACAAGAUAUACAAUCUCGCCAAAUGCGUCCAAGAAUCUGCACCGGACGUAUGGUUCGUUAUCUAAGGGGACGCGACGAGAAGACUAUUUUUCUGGGAGGAUCGAGAACAGGCUGUGUUGAAAGAAAGAAAUAAUUGCGAAAUAAA
Messenger RNA from Apis mellifera (honey bee), 559 nucleotides. It is a transcript of the gene Obp1, whose product is annotated as odorant binding protein 1. NCBI's taxonomy places the organism in Eukaryota, Metazoa, Arthropoda, Insecta, Hymenoptera, Apidae. Bases 45 to 479 code for a protein of 144 amino acids. Gene Ontology annotation, molecular function: odorant binding. Gene Ontology annotation, biological process: sensory perception of smell. The record is from RefSeq and is marked provisional. The transcript is spliced from 6 exons.